This is a messenger RNA of Eremothecium sinecaudum, 1707 nucleotides long. RefSeq names its product Mif2p (gene MIF2). Gene Ontology annotation, biological process: attachment of mitotic spindle microtubules to kinetochore; spindle attachment to meiosis I kinetochore; kinetochore assembly. Gene Ontology annotation, molecular function: centromeric DNA binding. The record is from RefSeq and is a predicted model, not a curated record. The transcript has a single exon. Bases 1 to 1707 code for a protein of 568 amino acids. Gene Ontology annotation, cellular component: kinetochore. Lineage: Eukaryota; Fungi; Ascomycota; Saccharomycetes; Saccharomycetales; Saccharomycetaceae.
AUGGACUAUAUGAACCUUGGGGUUACCUCUCGAAAAACUGGUCUGCGAAUUAAAACGCCAAUCCGAAGAGAUGAAUAUAGUAUGGAGAAUAUAGAUGAGUUUUUUGCUGAUGAGGAAGAUAGCAUUGUGGGCUCAAGAAGAAGAAGAGGAAGUCGGAGAACUUCCAUGCUACUUAAAAAGCCUUUAGAACCGAAUUCCUCACAUUUCGUUGGUGAAAAUGGUUUUAGGAUACCGUCAUCUGCUCCACAGUAUGGAAAACACCUACCGGGUGAGACGUCACAGAAACAAAUGAGCAAUGAGAAUGAAUACGGUUACUCCACAGAGUUAAAUCAUCAAGAUGUGUCUUUUUUAUCACCAGUUCAUGGCUCUCCUGUAACAGUUACAACCCCGAAAACUCUUUCAAUAGUAAACCAGCCAAGAUACGCAACAAACUUUGAGAUACCGCAGGAUGUUAGAACAAGUAAUGAAGGUUUGACCAUUCAGUUAACACCUAAACGGAAACCAAUUGAAGGAUAUAGAGAUGUACCUGACUUAAUAGAUGAUAAUGAGACCACUAGGGAUAGUACUUCAUUUAAUACUUCAGAAAAUGCAAUUUUAGAGGAUGAAAUGGAUGAUGAUUUUGAAUUUAACAGCGAUGAAGAUGAAGAUAGGGAAUAUGUGGAUGCUGCCUCAAAAAGGCUAAGUGAGAGUGAAUCUACAUCAUCUUUAUCAGGAGAUGAUUCCAAUAGCAGCACGGAAGAGGAUAAUGCAGCUCUAAGUAGAAGGAGUAAAAAGAAUAAAAAUUAUUAUGAUACUGGCUCAAUUUCUUCCGAUCAAUUAGAUUCAGACGAGGAAUAUAUACAAAAGCAAGCCCAAGAUCUUCUUCCUAAAGAUGACGAGAAGCAUAUUGAUAAUAGAAGACCUCGAAGAGUACGUGUGCCUCCGCUAGAGUACUGGAGGAAUGAAAAGAUCGUUUAUAAAAGAACAUCUCAGAAGCCGGUUCUGGAAAUCGAAAAGGUUAUAACAUAUGAUGAUGAGCAAGACGAAGAAGCACAUUCUAAAAAGCGAAAACCCCAACCGAAGACGAGGACAAGGCCCUAUACCUACAUUCCCACAGGGAGGCCCCGUGGUCGACCACGAAAAGCACAAGGCACAUCACCAUCUAAUGCUAUUGACCCUAAUACAGAAAUAAAAACGAAAAUUGACCUUGGAGAGCUUUCAAAUUCUGACUGGCUUAAGCAUGGUAUUUUACAGAGCAUUGUCAAUAUAACAACGGACAAGAAGAGUAAUGAACUUAUAGCAUUUGCGCCAGGAUUGGCACAGACAGUGCAAUCGAAAGAUACCGAGAAUGAAAAGUUCACUUUAGCCGUAUUGUUUGAUAAAUAUCGGGAAAAGUUUGCCAGUGGAAUACUUACAUUACCCAUUGAUGGAGUUAAAGACAAGAAUACAUCGUUUAAUGCUUUCAUCACAUUUUAUGUUAUACAAGGUGUAGUUGAAGUUAUAUUGUCAGAUAGCACAUUCGUCUGUGUUGAAGGUUCAACGUUCCAAGUUCCUGCAUUUAAUGAUUACGCAUUCAAGAAUAUAGGUAAGAAUGAGGCGAAGAUGUUUUUCGUUCAAGUCAUUGUGCCGGAGGAUUUCGAUGGCAGUAAAAUUGAAGAUGAUGGUACUUCGCCUGUCUCUUCAGAACAUGGGCUUUCUUCAAGUAACAUGAGUUUAACCUCACCUUAA